CCAGCAACCCCACUUAUUCUUGUUCAAUCAUAUAAAAAGCAACACCUAACAGUUAUUGACAACAAUCAUAAAUUAUACAACAAACAAAAUGUUCAGCAAAAUCGUAGCUUUCAGCGCCCUCCUGGCUGCGGCUAAUGCAGCUCCGUACGGUCACGCCAUCUCGUCGCAAAGCAUCGUCCGCCACGACGAAGCCCACACCCCAGCUCAUUACGCCACGCCAUACGUUCACACCGGACCUAUACUUCACGCCGAACCUAUAGUUCAUGCCGCACCCAUAUACGAUGCGGUGGUACCCUACGCCGUCCCGAUCGCUUAUGAUGGCCAUGACGACGACUACAAUGAUUACCAUGGUGACCACGAAGACUACGAACACGCACACCCGAAAUACGACUUCGCCUACUCCGUGUCCGACCCCCACACCGGUGACCACAAGUCCCAGCACGAGAGCCGCGACGGUGACGCUGUCCACGGCUACUACUCGUUGGUGCAGCCUGACGGUUCCGUGCGCAAGGUCGAGUACACCGCUGACGAUCACAAUGGGUUUAACGCCAUCGUCCACAAUUCUGCUCCUUUAGUCCACCCUGCGCCGGAGUACCACCAUCAUGACUAUUAAAUUGUACAAAGCAUUGUUCCCUUAGCCAUGAAUCUUAAAUGUAAUAAGCUAAUUUAUUAAAACUUUUUU
Messenger RNA from Chilo suppressalis (striped riceborer), 682 nucleotides. Lineage: Eukaryota; Metazoa; Arthropoda; Insecta; Lepidoptera; Crambidae. The record is from the annotation of a GenBank genome assembly.